This is a messenger RNA of Hippopotamus amphibius kiboko, 2816 nucleotides long. RefSeq names its product serine/arginine repetitive matrix protein 1-like. Bases 1 to 318 code for a protein of 105 amino acids. Lineage: Eukaryota; Metazoa; Chordata; Mammalia; Artiodactyla; Hippopotamidae. The transcript has 2 exons. The record is from RefSeq and is a predicted model, not a curated record.
AUGAAGGCAGAGCAGGAACCGCUACCGCUCUCGAGGCCGCCGCCGCCGCCGCCGCCGCCGCGACCGUCGCCGCAGCCAACCCGAGCGCUCGGCGGGCCGGCCGUGCGCGCGCGCGAGCGGCGGAAGGGGCGGGAGCGGCGGGGGAUACAACUCGAGGCACGGCCCGGGCGGCGCUCCGAUACGCACGGCGCGCCCUGGGCGACGGCGGCGGCCUGGCAACGACCGCCGCCCUCGACGAGAGCCGGUUUCCUUCGUGACGUGACCGAGGUCUUUAGGUCCAUCGACGUCUCUACAAAUGACCCAAUUUUGAAUUUGUAAGGAGACAUUUAAAGACCCCCAAUCCUGAGGAAUAAAAACAGAGCUGGAGGAAUCAUGCUCCCUGACUUCAGACUAUACUAUAUACUACACUGUAGUAUACUAUACUAUACUAUACUAUACUAUACUAUACUAUACUAUACUAAAAAGCUGCAGUAAUCAAGACAGUAUGGUACUGGCACAAAAACAAAUAUAGAUCAAUGGAACAGGAUAGAAAGCCCAGAGAUAAACCCACACACCUGUGGUGAACUAAUCAAUGACAAAGGAGGCAAGCAUAAACAAUGGAGAAAAGACAGUAUCUUCAAUAAAUGAUGUUGGGAAAACUGGACAGCUGCGAUUAGAACACUCUGUAACACCAUACACAAAAGUAAACUCAAAAUGGAUUAGAGGCCUAAAUGUAAGACUGGACACUAUAAAACUCUUAAGAGGAAAACAUAGGAAGAACACUCUUCGACAUAAAUCACAGCAAGAUCUUUUUCAACCCAGCUCUUACAGUAAUGAAAAUAGAAAUAAAAAUAAACAAACGGGACCUAAUGGAACUUAAAAGCUUUUGCACAGUAAAGGAAACCAUAAACAUGGUGAAAAGACAACCCUCAGAAUGGGAGAAAAUAUUUGCAAAUGAAGCAACGGACAAGGGAUUAAUCUCCAAAAUACACAAACAGCUCAUGCAGCAAUACCAAAAAAACAAACAACCCAAUCAAAAAAUGGGCAGAAAACCUUAAUAGACAUUUCUCCAAAGAAGACAUACAGAUGUCCAAGAGGCACAUGAAAAGAUGCUCAACAUCACUAAUUAUUAGAGAAAUGAAAAUCAAAAUUACAAUGAGGUAUCACCUCAUACCAGUCAGAAUGGCCAUCAUCAAAAAAUCUACAAACAAUAAAUGCUGGAGAGGGUGUGGAGAAAAGGGAACCUCUUGCACUGUUGGUGGGAAUAUAAAUUGAUACAGUCACUGUGGAGAACAGUAAGGAGGUUCCUUAAAAAACUACAAAUAGAAUUAUGAUGUGACCCAACAAUCUCACUACUGAGCAUAUACCCUGAGGAAACUGUAGUUCAAAAAGACACAUGCACCCCAGUGUUCAUUGCAGCACUAUUUACAUUAGCCAGGGCAUGGAACCAACCUAAAUGUCCAUCAGCAGACGAAUGGAUAAAGAAGAUGUGGUACACAUAUACAAUGGAGUAUUACUCAGCCAUAAGAAGUUGUUUUUUUUUAAUUUAAUGUGGUUGCCCUAUUAUACCAACAUAAUGAGUGUGAAAUACAUACAUGCUAUUGAAAAGGUAAAUUGAGAGAAAAAAGGAGAAAAAUAUUUUCUGUUCAUGUGAAUGGACAGGAAAGAAAUAGAAAAGUUUCUGAAACCCAAUAGCAUAGUAAUGCACCUAGCAGAAAAUAAUCCAUAAUCUACUGGUAAAAUUAAAAGCCCCUAUUUAUACAUUAAAACUAGAGGUAGACAGUUACCUGUGGAGAACUAUAAUUUCUUAUAAUUUGAGGACAGCUCUUUUCUGAAAAUGUUUACCAUGCUGUUUUCAUUGCUAGAAUUGCAUCAUUAGCUUUUAUUCCCUUCUACUCUUUCUAUAUAAAAUUACAAGCAUUUUUUUAGAGAAAGAGAACUAAUAGCAUUAAUACCUUAGUAAGUCAGUCAUCCUAUUAAAAGAAGUGAAUUUCCUUUUGCAACCUACUGCUAGCAAUUUUAGCCAAAGUACUUUUAAAAUUUGGCCUAAGCCAGUCAAAAGUGUUGUAACAAUGAAGAAUUAUAGGUGGAGCUGCGUGAAUAUGAAUGCAAGUUACUGAAUAGUGUUAGUCAGCUUAAAAACAAAACAAAACAAAGAUUGGAAAAAGCCAACACUGACUACAGAAACAUAAACUUGUUUUAUAUGUGGUGAAUGUGUACAGAUUUUAUGAAUAUAUGGGUAAGUUUAGAUCCAUUUAAAGAUCAUAAACCAAAACAAAAUAAGGUCUAAUGCAUUCUGCAAAAAUAGAACAAUUGGUGUCAUCAUGAGGUGGAGAUCAGGUAAUAUUAAAGGUCAGAAGAAAAAACACCUCACACUGAAACUGAAGCAGACAACACUGCAAGUCAUUUGGCCCUUGGAUUUGACCACCCAUGCAUGCAGUGUUGUGUACCUAAGUGAUCUGGGAAUGUGUGUAUAACUAGAAUCAAGAAAUGUUUAAAACAGUAUAUUGUCCAUUGUAAUUUGCAUCAAGUCUCUUCCUAGAUUAUGAGUGGUAUUUCUUUCUGCCUAGUACCCUGAGUGUACUAGGAUGCAAUUGCUGGCAAAUCAUACUAUUAUAUCUCCUCCAAUACCCACCCCAUCACCCACUGAAUUCUGUAAGAAACUGGGAAUGCUAAAGUAGCACUAAAUUAUGGAUUUGUGUAAACAACCUACAGUGAAGGAUGAAUAGUAUUUGGGUAUAGUAAUUAUAAUUAGAUUUAUAUCAGGUUGGAAGAGAAAUUAGUUUGGGAGCCUAUUCUUAACCUUUGAAGGUGAUGUCAAGUAAAACAAAUAUUCC